Daucus carota subsp. sativus is the source of this 1497-nucleotide messenger RNA. RefSeq lists its product as uncharacterized. Bases 1 to 1497 code for a protein of 498 amino acids. The transcript is spliced from 3 exons. The record is from RefSeq and is a predicted model, not a curated record. Lineage: Eukaryota; Viridiplantae; Streptophyta; Magnoliopsida; Apiales; Apiaceae.
AUGUCAGAAAUUCCCGAAAAUACUGAAAACCCAAAGACGUCGGAAGGCGCUACGCAAGGUGAAAGCGAUGUUCCGAGCGGGGAAUUAACACGCGAGGAGAUGAAGGCAAAAAUAAAGAGGAUGAGUCGAAAGAUUGCUUCUCUGAAAAAGAAAUCAGCAAGGUCGAAAAAGGCUAGCAAGGUGACUCCCACCAAGCUAGAUUUUGAUGGAGAAGGUGGUAGGAAGGAAUGCGGCAACCCUGAGGAUGGAGCUGACCCUGAGAUGGAUGAUAGAGAGCACUCGCCGUCAAAAAUUGUCUCCUUUCAUGAUGAUGAGGAAAGCUCAGGGUCGCACAAUGACAAUGAAAUAAGCAAAAAGAAAGAUCGGCCCCUGGAUGAUGACUAUGAGGUUGCACUUGAUGAUAGGGAUGAUAAAUGCAAGAUGGAAGAGCUGCUGGAAGCCCUAAAGAAGGUGAAAGCCGAUAAGAAGUCGAAAGCCGAGCUUACCGUUAAGUCACCAUUUACUAAGAAGGUUAGGGAGUCACCCCUACCUCGUAUCCACAGGGGGGUUGGCGACCUGCGAUUUAACGGAACCACAGAUCCCGUGGAAUAUCUUAGCCAGUUUGACACCGAUAUGGAGGUCUACCAGAUUCAAGACCUCACAAAAUGUCGCUUGUUGGCUGCAACCCUGAGGGAUGAUGCUCACCAUUGGUUCAAGAGGCUUCCCGGUGAUUCCAUCAACUCUUGGAGGAAAAUGUGUGAACUAUUUGUGGGCCAAUUCAGGGCUUCCGUCACUUAUGUCCCACCUGCCAACACUCUGGCUAAUAUUAAGCAAAAGGAACACGAGACAUUAAGGGAGUAUUUCAAACGCUUCAACUCGGAGAAGGAAUUGCAAGGACGGGAGCCUGAAACCCUGGCUGACUUCUUCGCUAAGGCUAAACCCCAUAAGGUGAUUGAGGAAUCACUAGCUAAGUUAAAGAAGGAGUCGAAGUCUGAAAGCUGUAGCAGCUGGAAGAAUAAAAGGGAUAGGUCCCACAGCCCAGACAGAAGGAACACCUAUAAGAGGAAUCCCUACGUAAGGCCUGCUGAUGAGAAGCCUUCAAGCCGAGAUGGCAAGACUUCACCUAUUACUGUGAACACAACCAACACGCAGGGCUUCGAUAAGUCGAGACUCACGAUGAGGAAGGCAAGAGAAACGAGGUAUCAUGAAUACACGCCUCUAACAGCCUCCAUAUAUCAUAUUUUCGAGGUUGAAGAUAAGGCGAGACUCUUCCGGAAGCCCUUCCGAAAUGGACCCCCGGGGAAGAAGGACCAGGGAAAAUAUUGUGCUUUCCACGACUUGAACGGACACGACACGGCGGAAUGUGUUCAUCUUAAAGACCACAUAGAGGAUCUUAUCAAAACAGGAUACCUGACGGAGUUUGUAGCCAAGAGGCUAAGAAGUAUAAGGAAAAGAAAGCUGAAAGAACGAAUAACCAGGAAGCCAACCGUAACACUCGAGCUGGCAGUGUACGGAUGA